CGCGCGGAUCUCGGCGCGGUAGGACUCCUUCCUAGCUAGCAGGGGGCGCCCAUGGACAAGGCCUGCCGCCAGAGCCUGAGCUAGGACCACUUCCCAGGGACUGCCCAGGCCCCCUCUGCUCUGACCCUUCUGCUGGCAAGUCUGGGCAUCCGACGCCAGGAGGAGGGAGCUAUCGGCCGGACAAAACUGAGAACGCCGUCACCAUGACAACCGGUCACGAGCCUCAGGACAGCCGGCCAGCAGCUUCCAGCUCCUCCUCCCAUCACUCUGGGGAAAUCAUUGGCGGCACCCCUAGUUCCGGAGCACAUCUGGCAGAACUGCCCUCUCCCUCAGGCCUGGCCCUGCCUCAGAUGACCCUGGCCCACCCUGGUCCUUGAACUGACCUUCCUCUCAUUUCCCCGCCUCUGGAGCCUAUACGCUCCUUUCAGUUAGACCCACAACGGUACAAAGCCGUCUGGCUUAUCUUCUUCAUGCUGGGUCUGGGGACGCUGCUCCCGUGGAAUUUUUUCAUGACGGCCACUAGGUAUUUCACAAACCGCCUGGACGAGACCCAGAAUAUGUCCUUGGUCACUGCUGAAAACAGCAAGGACUUCCAGCCCUCAGCCACCCCCACUGUACCCUCCCCAGAGCGGAAUUAUCUCAGCGCCCUCUUCAACAAUGUCAUGACCUUAUGUGCCAUGUUGCCCUUGCUGUUUUUCACCUGCCUUAACUCUUUCCUGCAUCAGAGGAUCCCCCAGUCUGUUCGGAUCCUGGGCAGCCUGAUAGCCAUCCUGUUGGUGUUCUUGAUCACUGCUGUCCUGGUAAAGGUGCAUCUGGAUGCCGUGUCCUUCUUCGUCAUCACCAUGAUCAAGAUCAUGCUUAUUAACUCAUUCGGUGCCAUCCUGCAGGGCAGCCUGUUUGGUCUGGCUGGCCUCCUGCCCACCAGCUACACUGCCCCCAUCAUGAGUGGCCAGGGCCUGGCAGGCUUCUUCGCCUCGGUGGCCAUGAUCUGCGCCAUCGCCAGUGGCUCGGAGCUGUCAGAAAGUGCCUUUGGCUAUUUUAUCACGGCCUGUGGGGUUAUCGUUUUGGCCAUCAUCUGUUACCUAGGCCUGCCCCGACUGGAAUUCUACCGCUACUACCAGCAGCUCAAGCUUGAAGGGCCUGGAGAGCAGGAGACCAAGUUGGAUCUCAUUAGUAAAGGAGAGGACCUAAAAGCAAACAAAGAGGAGUCCAGAGUUCCAGCCCCCAACUCUGAGUCCACCAACCAAGGCCACUCUAUCCGAGCCAUCCUCAGAAACAUCUUAGUCCCGGCUCUCUCCGUCUGCUUCAUCUUCACGGUCACCAUUGGGAUGUUUCCCGCUGUGACUGCUGAGGUCCAAUCCAGCAUUGCGGGCAACAGUGCCUGGGGAGCCUACUUCAUUCCUGUGUCUUGUUUCUUGACUUUCAAUGUCUUCGACUGGCUGGGCCGGAGCCUCACAGCUAUAUUUACAUGGCCUGGGAAGGACAGCCACUGGCUGCCAAGCCUGGUGCUGGCCCGGAUAUUGUUUGUGCCCCUGCUGCUGCUGUGCAAUGUCCAGCCCCGCCGGUACCUGGCUGUGGUCUUCGAGCACGACGCCUGGUUCAUCAUCUUCAUGGCUGCCUUCGCCUUCUCCAAUGGCUACCUCGCCAGUCUCUGCAUGUGCUUCGGGCCCAAGAAAGUGAAGCCGGCUGAGGCAGAGACAGCUGGAGCCAUCAUGGCCUUCUUUCUGUCUCUGGGCUUGGCACUGGGGGCUGUCUUCUCCUUCCUGUUCCGGUCAAUUGUGUGACCACGGAUGGAUAGAAGGACUGCAGUGGCCACCUGCUCCUGCCCCCUUUCUUCUCCUUCAGGGACGGGCAGGAGUUUGGAGGUUUUCUCUUCUAGCUAGCCAGCUUCUUCUUUCUCACGGCCUGUUCUGGGCCCAGGUGUCCAGGCCCUGAGGAGGGAACCUCUGUGGAUGGACAGUGGGGACAUUGUGAGCCUGAGGGUCAGAAUCAAGGGAAGGGAUACAGUCUCUACAGUCUCUGCAUCUGCUCAAGGGCUGCCCCCCCCCCCCCUUGGUUCUGACUGAUCCUUGCUUGAGCAGGGGAAGCAGAGACUCCUGGGCUCAGAGUGUGUGUGUGUGUGUGUGUGUGUGUGUGUGUGUGUGUGUUCAUCUGCCUAUACCAGGGGUGGCUAGGGGGCAGGACUGUCUGUUCUAAAGUCCAGUCUGACAUUUCCAUCCCCCUUCUCCCUAUGUGCCUCCUCCCCUCACAUCUCUGUGUCCCUCCCCUCCUCCCCUGCCUUGUUGUUACCCAUCAUGCACCUUGUACAGUUGCCAUUUUAUGCCUUUUUUUAUAUUCAACAGAAACCAGGUGCCUUCAGAGGCUCUCUGAUAAAAUAAAACUUUUUUUUUUUUC
Felis catus (domestic cat) is the source of this 2394-nucleotide messenger RNA. RefSeq names its product solute carrier family 29 member 1 (Augustine blood group) (gene SLC29A1). Gene Ontology annotation, molecular function: nucleoside transmembrane transporter activity. The record is from RefSeq and is a predicted model, not a curated record. Bases 471 to 1784 code for a protein of 437 amino acids. Lineage: Eukaryota; Metazoa; Chordata; Mammalia; Carnivora; Felidae. Gene Ontology annotation, biological process: nucleoside transmembrane transport; uridine transmembrane transport. Gene Ontology annotation, cellular component: plasma membrane. The transcript is spliced from 15 exons.